Molecule: messenger RNA, 1362 nt
Organism: Daldinia loculata
Lineage: Eukaryota; Fungi; Ascomycota; Sordariomycetes; Xylariales; Hypoxylaceae
Exons: 3
Coding region: 453-1292 (279 amino acids)
Source: RefSeq, a predicted model, not a curated record
GCAUGGAGUUGUUAAAUAUAGUUUGAAUAUCGAUUUUUUCUACGAGGCUGGCUAGAAUUCCCGUCGGUGAUACCGGCUCGAUAUCACAACUAUUCUCAUUGGAUACGCAUGACAUCUCGAUCAAAUGCUGAUCAUUCUCCCCAAAUACACGUUCUCUUCAGCAAGCAACCAUGGGAACCUAUGAAUCGUUCCUGUCCUUUUACAUCAUCCUGGUGCAUUAAUACAUUUUAAGUUAAGAUGAGGUCUCCUCCAGGUAUUAGGCGUAUCACCAUGACGUGGAAACGAUGGAGACGCCUAUAUUGAAAGUUCACAAGGGUGGCCAUAUAAAUAGUAGUGUUCGGUCGAAAAUGGGCAAUUUGAUUCCAAUCAUCGAAUUUAUUCAUUCAGGAUUUAGGGGAAAAUAUCUGUGAAAACAAGAAUAUCCAACUUACCAAACCUAGCAAUUCAUAAUCAUGUCGACCGGCGGCACAGGCGGAAACCCGAUCCGGGGACUAAACUACGGGGCGAGAGCGGCACAGCAGAACAUCGAUCUAUCGGAGGACCCGGACCAUAAGGGUACAGCAGCCGGAUACGUCCACGAUCAAAACCAGGGCAAAUCCUUUUUCGGCACCAUCAAGGACGCCCUUAAACCAGGAGACACUAAGAAGCAGCAGCACCAGGGCUCAGGGUUCCAUGGCGAUUUCACACACGACGGGCGGCACGGCGGCAUCGAGGAGACUAUGAUUCCAGGGCACCGGGAUUACGACGAAUCGCAGGAGGCCCCACAGACCCACCGCGACGGCGUCCGGACCGAUGGCAGUAGCGUGCUCGAGUCCGUGAUGCCGGGGUAUAAGGAGCGGGGUGGUAUCUUUAGUGCUAUGAAGUCCGCUGCCGACAACACGCCCGAUGUUCCGGGAGCAUUGAAAAAGCCUGUGGGAGGCGGGGAUCCGGGAAGCGUUGGGCAGAGCAUGCACAACAGCAGCGGCGGUGGUGGAGGUAACGAUUCUGGUUUUAAGAGUAGCGGAGGGAGGACGGAUAAAAAGUCCAGGUUCGACAAGUUCCCUGCUACCGGGAAUUACUUGGGUCCAGAACCAAGCUCAGACUCGGCGACUAAGACCUCGGCAUUCGAUACCCAAGGUUCUAUUGGACAUCAGUUCUCGUCCGAGGGCGCGAUCGGUGGUACAGCAAAUAAGAUUGGUGGUCCAUUCUCGAAAGAGGGUAUAGUCGGACGCCAGUUCACCGAUAAGGGGUCCGUUGGCGGAACUGUCCAGGAUACGAUCGGCCGUGGAAACGAGACGAGAAAAGGGGCGUAAGAUACAGCAAAACUGUCGAUGCGUACGAAUACAUGCACAUUCAGUUGAUAGUAAUGAAAAUAGUUAACCA